CCCCCCCAUCCCAGCUCCCAGGCCGUGUCCCCUCCAGCUCCCGGCCCCGCGCCGCCCCCCCCUCCCCGGCACUUGGGCCCUGCGCCCCCCCACCGAGCCAGGCAGGGCCUGGGCGGCCUUGGCGUCGGGCCUGGGGCGCCCCGGGGCCCCACCGCGCACCUCUAACGGCGGGGCUGCUCUCGGCGCCGGGAGUGGGGGCCUAUCGAGGCGCACCCCUCCCGAAAGAGCGCGGCCCGGAGGAAGGGUGCUGGGAAUCUGGGGGCUCGUCGCACCUACCCCAGCAACUCAAAUUCACCACCUCGGACUCGUGCGACCGCAUCAAAGACGAGUUCCAGCUCCUGCAGGCGCAGUACCACAGCCUGAAGCUCGAAUGCGACAAGCUGGCCAGCGAGAAGUCGGAGAUGCAGCGUCAUUACGUCAUGUACUACGAGAUGUCCUACGGCUUGAACAUCGAGAUGCACAAGCAGGCUGAGAUCGUGAAGAGGCUGAAUGGGAUCUGCGCGCAGGUGCUGCCCUACCUGUCCCAGGAGCACCAGCAGCAGGUCCUGGGAGCCAUCGAGAGGGCCAAGCAGGUCACAGCGCCGGAGCUCAACUCCAUUAUCCGACAGCAGCUCCAGGCCCACCAGCUGUCCCAGCUUCAGGCCUUGGCCCUCCCGCUGACCCCGCUGCCCGUGGGGCUGCAGCCGCCCUCGCUGCCGGCGGUGAGCGCGGGCACAGGCCUCCUGUCGCUGUCGGCGCUCGGCUCCCAGGCGCAUCUCUCCAAGGAAGACAAGAACGGGCACGACGGGGACACCCACCAGGAGGACGACGGCGACAAGUCGGAUUAGCGGGCAGCGGGGGGGGCGGGGGGGGGGGACGGGACGGGGGGGGGAGGCAGAGAGAGAGAGAGGAAGGCUCGGCGCCAGACACAGGAUCGCCCGGGGUCGGCUCGCCCGGUGGUGUUUCUGGGAGCCCCAGCCUGCGCGGGGCGCCCCCUGGCUCGGCUCCUGCCCCGGACCCCCCUCCUCCUCCUCCUCCUCCCACCCCUCUCCCCCUGCAACCUGAAGGCGAGAGAGCCGAGGCGAGCCGAGGUGCAGAUGGAGGCCAGGUCGGAAGGGAGCAAAACCUCAAGAACCCCACCCCCCGCACCCCCUGUUGCGCACACGUGCACCUGACAGUCCGCCCGGGCCCUCGGGGCGCCCCCAGCCUCCCCCCCACCGGCACUGCAUGCGAGCGAUGCUAGCUGCCCCCUCCCCGCCCGGGCCCCCCGAGUCCCCAUCCCCCCCCACCCCGCACACGCCCCCCCGGGCCUGUCCCCUCGCCCACAGAAGAGGGGCCCGAGCGGGGCGGGCGGGCGCCCCACAGUCCUCUUCCUGCCCGUCCCCAAUAAAGAUGAGGGUACUCGA
This is a messenger RNA of Equus quagga, 1385 nucleotides long. It is a transcript of the gene TLE5, whose product is annotated as TLE family member 5, transcriptional modulator. The record is from RefSeq and is a predicted model, not a curated record. Gene Ontology annotation, molecular function: transcription corepressor activity; protein binding. Gene Ontology annotation, cellular component: nucleus; transcription regulator complex. Lineage: Eukaryota; Metazoa; Chordata; Mammalia; Perissodactyla; Equidae. The annotation marks the transcript as partial. The transcript has 7 exons. Gene Ontology annotation, biological process: negative regulation of canonical Wnt signaling pathway; regulation of DNA-templated transcription.